This is a messenger RNA of Cornus florida, 1492 nucleotides long. RefSeq lists its product as uncharacterized. The record is from RefSeq and is a predicted model, not a curated record. NCBI's taxonomy places the organism in Eukaryota, Viridiplantae, Streptophyta, Magnoliopsida, Cornales, Cornaceae. The transcript has 7 exons. The coding region runs from base 181 to 1107 and encodes 308 amino acids.
ACUCGCGCGACCUUACACCACGCGUCUUCUUUGUGCAAGGACCCUUCCCCGACUGUAAAUCGUCGUACUUUAGCUUUCAGAAAGAGAAGAGAAAAGUGGGCUUUAAGAGCUUUAAGAGAGAGAGGGUGUGCGGAGAGGUUUUAGGGUUUUAGAGAGAGAGAGGAGGGCUGUGGUUGAAGAAUGGAGAAUAACAUUAGUGGUAGUGGCACUACUAUGAUUGUUACUAAACAGAGAAUGAGAAUAGAGAAUCCAUUUACUUUCAAAGUGGGUCAGGUAUUUACCGGAUUCGGCAUCGGCUGUGGUCUUGGUAUCGGUGUUGGUCGUCCUUUGAAUUUAGGUGCAAUACCAGUACUGAACCAAGUUAUGAGUGCUACCGGAGGUGCAACAUCUGCCUUAUCUGGUGUCGCUGGACAUGUUAAUGCCUCCUUGAGGAAGUUGGGAGCAAAGAAUAUUGAAGCUGGCAUUGGAUGUGGAGUUGGUUUUGGCCAUGGUUUUGGGGUUGGUCUUGCUGUGAAGCCUGGGGUGGUGAAUCAAAUUCAAUCUUGCCUCGUACAAGCAGUUACAAAGAUGAUGAUGAAGUUUGGAAUUUCUUCCAACUCAUCCCUCGGUCAAGGCAUCCUUCCAGCAUCGCUGCAAGGUGGUAUGAGCAUGAUAAAUGACCCCUCCAACCAUAAUCCAAUUGGAAGUAUUAUGCAGUCAGCAACAAAAGUAGAGGACCACACAUCUCAAGGCUUGGCGAAAGAUGGAAACUCAAAUGCAGGUUCUACUUAUGAAAAUUUUGAAUCAAAAAGCCCUUAUCCAGAAUCUUCAUAUGGAAGCCGAACAGAAAAGGUUAUUGGCAGUUUUAUGCAGAAUCCAAUUUUGAAAGAUGAUGACAGCGCACUAAGCAAGCUGGCUGGGCGCUUGCAGUCAGAAAAUAACGUGCUUCAGAUGGUGUUGAAACACCAGCAAGUCAUCGAGGAGCUUAUGGAGGAAAAUGAGAAGCUUCGCGGGAUAUUAGUGGAAGACCUGAAAAUCCCACCCAGCAAGCUCCAAGCCAACUCAAGAAGAAAUAAGUCUCCAUGUACUGAUUGCUACGAGUGUCGUAGAAAACAGAGGAAAAGAUAGAUUAUACAACUAUACUGCUCAUACAACUUUCAAGUGAUAGAAUCAUGGUGAGGGAUCAAAGGUUAUUUAGCAAAAGAAAAUACUGCGGAAGUAGGAACCCAGAAACCCAGAUUACCUCAACUUCAAAGAGAUUCAUUAUGGAAAGAACCAAGCAUUUGGAUAUGGAGCUCUAGAUGUUGAAAUGGACUUGUCCAUGAGGUAAUUCAACAUUCCAGUUUAGGGUUUUUUUUUUCUCUCUUUUUUUUAGCUUUUCUUUGUUUCAAUCAAGUUUCAAUACUUGUUUUAACCUCAAGUCUUCAACUGUUCAAAAGUGAAGCAGAAUGCAUGUUUAUUUGGCAGUGACUGCUGCUAACCAUUUUCCUUGAUACAUGUAUCCUUUGCACUA